Messenger RNA from Perca flavescens (yellow perch), 1791 nucleotides. Its product is annotated as pleckstrin homology domain-containing family G member 5. NCBI's taxonomy places the organism in Eukaryota, Metazoa, Chordata, Actinopteri, Perciformes, Percidae. The transcript is spliced from 15 exons. Gene Ontology annotation, biological process: Rho protein signal transduction; endothelial cell migration. The record is from RefSeq and is a predicted model, not a curated record. Gene Ontology annotation, molecular function: guanyl-nucleotide exchange factor activity. Gene Ontology annotation, cellular component: endocytic vesicle; plasma membrane; axon. The coding region runs from base 1 to 1791 and encodes 596 amino acids.
AUGGAUCCAACCAAGCUCAGCCUUUCCUCAAAGGCACCGCAUGUAAACGGUGUGGGAAAUAAUUCACUGAUGGAAGAAGCAUCAGUGCCGUGGCGAGACGGUGUGGACAUGGAGAGGCAGAGGGACACAGAAACCAGAGAGCCAGACGUUGUUGAUGGGACGACAGCAGCUGCAGAGACAAACCAUCACCACAGGGGGUCAGCAGACAAACACAAGUUCAAUACGUUGGGCUAUCAGAGGCGGACCAAGCAGAAGGUUGUGACUGACUUUGCGACAGUGACUAAGGGAUCAUCUGCAGGAGCCAAACCCAGAGGUGCACUGAGACAGGUCCUGUUCAGCCAGGGAGUGUCUGAGAAGUCUGAGGAGCGAGGUCAGCUGGAGGUGUUGAAGCAGGGUCUGGGGGCCUACGCUUUGCCGGCUAAUCUAAAGUGGAGGUGGAAGGAGGAAAGUCAGGGAACCACGCUGGAAAAUAACUGGACCGAUAUAGUGCACGCUCAUUCAACGAUGUCGAAGAUGCAGAGACACCAACAGGAGGCGCUGUGGGAGUUUGUCCACACUGAGCUCACCUACAUCAACAAGCUCAUUGUCAUCAAAGAUUUGGUUAUUGCAGCUCUAGUCAACCUGCACCAGCAUGGAUUUCUCCUGGAGGUGACCCCUGAGCUGCUUUUCUCCAACCUUCCCUCCAUCCUCACAGCACACCAGCUGUUCUGGCAGGAGGUGAUUUAUCCCAUGUUACAGGAAGUCCGGAGGACAGGCAAUCCCUUUGACCCCAUGAUGUUAGAGGCCGGUUGCCUGCAGUUCCCCAAGCGCUUCUUUUCAUAUCAGAAUUACUGUUGGGAGGAGGAAAACAAUCUGGAGUUCACACGCAGGCACAUUGAGAGCAACCCACAUUUCCUCGCUUACGUUCAGUGGGUGGAGACUCACCCUCAGUGUGAGCGGAUGCGGCUCGGGGACAUGCAGGCCAAACCCCAUCAGAGGAUCACAAAGUACCCUCUGCUGCUCAAGGCCAUGCUGAAAACUACCCAAGAUCCUCAUGUACAGCACACACUCAGAGGCAUGUUAUCCAGUGUAAACAGUUUUUUGGAGAGCAUCAAUAACUACCUGAAGCUAAAAGAUGAGGAACUCGCUCUCACCAUCUCUGCUCAGAGGGUGGAGGGAUACGAAGUGGAGGGAAUAAAUGAAGACAUUGACAAGCAUGUCCAAAUGAUCUGCCAGUUUGACCUAACAUGCCCCAUCAGCGGAGUAGGUCCAAACGUUGUUCGAAAGCUCCUGCUGGAGGAAAACUUGAAGAUUCGGGGGAGGAAAGACAGCAAGCUGGAGGUGGUGGCUCUACUUUUCUCAGAUGUGCUUCUAAUGACCAAGGUCCAGAAGAAAGGAGAGCGGCUGAAGGUAGUUCGACCUCCUCUGGCCCUUGACAGAACAUAUUGCAUAGCACUGAAAGAUGGCUGUUCCUUUGUUCUUGUGGAGGUAGGUGAGCUUCAGAGUGUUAUGAAUGUCUACAUAUUUGCAGCCAGCACCUCAGAGAGCUGCUCCACAUGGGUCUCCACCAUCAACCAGGCGAAGGAAAAACUGAGAAAUCUGAGACAGGCAGAGAGCAACAGACAACUGGAAAACUGGAAAACCCAGCAGCUUGAGGCCAAACCGGUCACAGAAGCCAAGAUGGAUGAUAUGGAGAGAGAAGAACAACUUCUUACGCAAUCAAGACAAGAGACUUUUGUGGAUGAACUUACACAGGAAUUUAUUAUCCCCCGAUCAAUAAAUGGGAUCCCAUCAACAAUGGCCGUAAAUUAG